Molecule: messenger RNA, 1484 nt
Organism: Sinocyclocheilus anshuiensis
Lineage: Eukaryota; Metazoa; Chordata; Actinopteri; Cypriniformes; Cyprinidae
Product: carboxypeptidase E-like
Exons: 6
Coding region: 182-1180 (332 amino acids)
Biological process (GO): peptide metabolic process; protein processing
Molecular function (GO): zinc ion binding; metallocarboxypeptidase activity
Source: RefSeq, a predicted model, not a curated record
CACGCCCCUGCAGGGGUAGCAGCGCAUCAGUUCUGCGGCUCUAUACGGGACACGACACAGAAAACGAGAGAGGGAAAAGCAGACAGGAAAGAAAAGAAAGACUGACAGUGGUGCCAAGAGCGACAGAAUAGAAACAGGCGGAGAGAGAGAGAAGGAUCGAGUGCUUUGAGAGACGGGAGUGAUGACAGCGGCGGUGUUUUGUGGGGCUUUGCUGAUGCUGGCUCUGGCCUCGGGCGGGGAUGCUGCGGGGGAAGGAGGAAUCUCGUUUGAGUACCACCGAUACGAGGAGAUGCGGAAAGCGCUGGUGUCCGUGUGGCUGCAGUGCCCCUCCAUCACCCGCAUCUACACGGUGGGGGAGAGUUACGAGGGCCGAGAGCUUCUGGUGCUGGAGAUGAGCGACAACCCUGGGAUCCACGAGCCUGGUGAGCCGGAGUUUAAGUACAUUGGGAACAUGCACGGUAAUGAGGCCGUGGGCAGAGAGCUGCUCAUCUAUCUGGCUCAGUAUCUCUGUAAUGAGUACCAGGAGGGCAACGACACCAUCAUCGACCUGAUCCACUCCACACGCAUUCACAUCAUGCCCUCCAUGAAUCCUGACGGCUUUGAGAAAGCAGCCUCACAGGUAAACUGUCCACCAGGUUCUACUCAUGAAUAUAGUGCUAGUCCAGAUGAUCUGGUGUUUAAGACUUUGGCUAAGGCCUACUCCAGCUAUAACCCAGUGAUGUCCGACCCAAACCGGCCGGCAUGCCGCAAGAAUGAUGAUGACUCCAGCUUCAAAGAGGGCAUCACUAACGGAGGAGCCUGGUACAGUGUGCCUGGAGGUAUGCAGGACUUUAACUAUCUUAGCAGCAAUUGUUUUGAGAUCACUCUGGAGCUGAGCUGUGAUAAGUUUCCUCCUGAGGACGCACUCAAGCAGUACUGGGACCAGAACCGUAACUCACUGGUCAACUACAUGGAGCAGUUAGCUAAGGAUGGCGAUUACUGGCGCUUGUUGGGUCCUGGUAACUACAAAGUGUCAGCAUCUGCUCCUGGGUACCUCACUGUGGUCAAGAAAGUCGCUGUUUCCCAUAGCCCUGCCACACGGCUGGAUUUUGAGCUGGAAUCGUUGGAAGAGAGGAAGGAGGAAGAGAAGGAGGAGCUCAUGGAUUGGUGGAAGAUGAUGUCAGAGACACUCAACUUCUAACUUACCUGAGGCGGGGGCCAUCACAAGCAUUAUGGGUGUAAAAUAUUUAUUGUUGUUGUAUGUGUGUGCUCAUCAACUUAAAAUAGCAUAAUUCAGUUUAUUGGUUUGUUUUGAUUGUUUUGCAUUAGAGGUACUGCAUUUUACCAUUUAUAACAGCCAUAUGAACAUUAAGCCAUUCUUACAUGUUAACAAAGACAACCAGUGUUAAAGCUGGUCUAAGUAUUUGCAUAUAUGGUUGUCCUUGUAAAUAUGGACUCCACUAAAUGCUAAUGCUAAAUGUAGGUCUGGUGAAGUGCCCCUAAAG